GCACUCCCAAACACCAUGUGGUUCUUUUUGUUUUCUUUCCAAUAAAUAAACUCUCUUUCCAGAUCUUUCCGCUUCUCCUCUUCUAUUUUGAUUAAUUAAACUCCUGAGUAAUGUAAAGUUCUUAUUGUUAGAAACAUUUUGAUUUUCAUUUAUUUUGUAACAAAAUUAACUCUCAGCUCGUUUGCACUAAAAACAUACAAUUGAUUCAUGCAACAUCAUCAUCAUCUGGAUUAUCAGCGUUCAUUCUCCUAAUACUUUAUAUCAUUCUAGUUGCCGGUGGCGGUGGCGGUGGCGGUGGUGGUAAGCCGGUAAUGGUGGUGUAUUCCCCGUAGGCAACGAUGAAGAGUUCCAAUUCCAAUACGACAGGCGGACAGCGGAGAACAGAUUCAUGUUCUCUCUCUUCGUUCAUAUUUGACUUUGACUUUGAAAACUCGACAAUUACACCAAGCCAACCCUCGGAAGAAAAACCCCAAUCUCAUAUCAAAUUCCUCCUCCAUUCUCUUCAUCAUUUCAACGAGGAUCGGUAACAAUGGCAGGACUCUUCACUUACGCUAUUGGCGGCGGCGGAUUGUUCCUCAUCGGCGCUUCUGAAUCCAUAAUCUCAACCUCCGAAACCCUAGAGCAAAUAUCUCAAACGUCAUCUCUCUCAUCACCCGCGCUUCCAUCAUCAACUACUCGAUCGAAAUCGAGCUCUUUCGUUACAUCGUUAAUCUUCUUCGCGAUCUCUCUCGUUUCCUUCUUAUUCAUCUUAAAUUCGUUAAUUUCUAUAAUCGAUGGUAUAAAAUCAAAAGAUCAAACGGGCGUUGUUCUUCAAUUGGAGGUAAUAUCAAUUUCCGCUUUGUUCUUUCUCUUCUCUGUUUUAGGUAUAUUAACAAAUCUUAGAAAUUCAUUCCAAUUCCCAUCAUCAAUCCUCAACGUUCUCUGUCUGUUUGGUUUCGUCGAAGAAUUCUUUCUGUUUUACAUCCAGAAGAAAGAUCCAGAUGGGAUCGAGAAUCGUUACUAUGAUCUACUCCUUGUUCCAAUCUGUAUCUGUAUCGUCUCCACACUUCUCGAACUCAGAACUCCAAAAUCAAACUAUUCUAGGUUAGGGCGAGGAGUUGGUUUGGUUCUGCAAGGGAUGUGGUUUGUUCAAAUGGGGAUUUCAUUCUAUUCAAGUUCCAUCACCAAUGGUUGCUUCAUGCGUGAAAAGAGUAGAGGAAAUUUCACAAUCAGGUGUAAAGGACACCCUGAGUUUCAUAGAGCUAGAGCCAUUGCUACCCUGCAAUUCAAUUGUCAUCUUGCACUUCUUGUGUGUUUCGUUGCUGGAAUUUAUAGUUUACUAAGCAGAAAACAUGGUGUGAGCAAUGAAUCAAUGCAAUAUAAACCACUCGGAGCUGAGAUGCUGCAUCUGGAUCAUGCUCAGUUUACUUUGGAUAGCGAAGACGAUGAAGAUGAUAAUGUUAAAGAUGAAGGAAAAGUGUUAGUCGAGAAGAAGCUUGAUUUAGUGCAAGAAAGAACAGCCAAUGGCUAUGGUUCUCACCCUUGAGGUAAUUCCACAUGCAUAUUUUGAUUUUGUAGUAGUUUUCUGGAGAUAGAUUAGAGACACAAUGUGGUUCAUGAAUCAUGAUGUUCUUUUGUUUAAUAAUGUUUUAGGUUUGGUUUCAGAAUUGAUACAUCUAAAUACAUAAUUUUUUGUUCAUUUGAA
Molecule: messenger RNA, 1684 nt
Organism: Lactuca sativa (garden lettuce)
Lineage: Eukaryota; Viridiplantae; Streptophyta; Magnoliopsida; Asterales; Asteraceae
Product: plant viral-response family protein (DUF716)
Source: RefSeq, a predicted model, not a curated record